Molecule: messenger RNA, 730 nt
Organism: Achroia grisella
Lineage: Eukaryota; Metazoa; Arthropoda; Insecta; Lepidoptera; Pyralidae
Product: protein lethal(2)essential for life-like
Exons: 1
Coding region: 43-660 (205 amino acids)
Biological process (GO): response to heat; protein refolding
Molecular function (GO): protein folding chaperone
Source: RefSeq, a predicted model, not a curated record
CGAGAUAUUGGGAAGAGCGAAGAUUGUAAAUCCAGGCAAACAAUGUCGAUUCUACCAUAUUUAUACGACUUGGAAAGACCGCUACGGUUAGUGCAGCGCAACAAUUACCUACACGAUUUCGGGAUCACACCGUUUCAUUUGGCGCGCGAAUUUUUCGCGCCACACCAGCUGAGGCAUUCCGACAACGCUUACCUACCAUGGGUAAACAUAAUCCGACCAAUUGAACAACUUUCUGCUGCUAUGAACCAGUUGGCUUUGAAUGAGGUUGACACUAAAAUUAGUACCGACGACGAGAAAUUCCAAGUCAAUAUUGACGUACAGCAUUUCGCUCCGGAUGAAGUUAGCGUGAAAGUUUUGGAAAAUCAAAUCGUAGUCGAGGGGAGGCAUGACGAGAAGCGAGACGAGCAUGGUUACAUUUCUAGGCAGUUCGUACGGAAGUAUGCGCUGCCGAAAGGAUGCUUACCUGAUACUGUGGAAUCAAAACUAUCAUCUGACGGGAUCCUGACGGUAACUGCUCCGAAAGUCCUAGCAUUACCUUCUACAGGGGAACGUAUUGUACCAAUAACUCAUACAGGUCCUGUUAACAGAAAAAUUCGGUCUCAAGAUUGCCAGGAAACUGAGAACAGCGUGCAGGAAACCGAUAACAAGAUAUCCAAGUGAAUGUAUCAUCGGGUGUCAAUGUAAUUUUCAAGACUGAUUCCAUUUAUUUUGCUACACGUGCUAUUUUCUA